Staurois parvus is the source of this 419-nucleotide messenger RNA. The record is from the annotation of a GenBank genome assembly. Lineage: Eukaryota; Metazoa; Chordata; Amphibia; Anura; Ranidae.
AUGGGGCCCCUGUGUCCUCACCCACAUUCAAACCAUACCCAAAAAAGCAUAUGAAAGGUACUAGGGGCAUCUCAUGGGGCCCCCUACUGACCCUGGGCCCUCAGGCAGUACCCGAAUGGCCAAAUGGUCAGUCCACCCCUGGUCCACAGGCAGCACUUCUCUCCUCCUCCUCUUCAUCCUCCUUCUUCUCUUAUUUAUUGGGCUUUCCAGCUUUAGGUGUAUACAGUAGAAACAGAGCUGCUUCCAGACAGAUCAGAAUAAGGUCUGCUCCAUGGCAAAGGGACUGAUCCUUUCAAUCUCUCCAGCCUUGGCAUUGCUUGGUAUUCAGGAUGAUAAGCAGGGGCGGAACUGACAACUCAUGGGGUCCCCGGGCAAUAGGGGAUCAUGGGGCCCCUGUGUCCUUGCCCAAACUUAAAAAA